AUGUCGGCACCGGGAGUCGGAAUGUUGGACGGCGGAGUCCCAACGGCGCAACCACCCGGAAUAGACAUGACCGGAAUAUGCUUCAGAGACCAGCUAUGGCUGAACACUUACCCUCUCGAUCGUAACCUCGUCUUUGAUUACUUCGCUCUGUCACCGUUCUACGACUGGACUUGCAACAACGAACAAAUUCGAAUGCGAUCUCUUCACCCACUCGAUCCCUCUCAACUCACGAAAAUGACUGGAAACAGAAGAGGGAUAGCCCCUGAUAAAGUUACUCCAAUGCUUUCUUAUUACAUCUUGGAUGGUUCAAUCUAUCAAUCUCCGCAGUUAUCCAAUGUUUUUGCUGCUAGAAUUGGAAGGGCACUUUAUUAUAUUCAAAAGGCAUUUACUACAGCUGCCUCUAAGUUGGAAAAGAGUGGAUAUGUUGAUACUGAGAAAGAGACUACAGUUUCGGAACCGAAGGCCGCUAAGGAGACAAUUGACUUAAAAGAAAUCAAACGAGUGGAUCAUAUUCUUGCAUCUUUGCAACGCAAGCUUCCAACAACAUCCGCAGCCGCGCCGCUCAAGCCCCUUCACACAACCACGACAACCACCGCUCAGCUUCCAAACCACGACCACCCUCCGUCAACCUCAGAUCCUCACAACAACUCAACCCUCACCAUCGCGUUGCCUUUAACGUAA
This is a messenger RNA of Vicia faba (fava bean), 681 nucleotides long. Lineage: Eukaryota; Viridiplantae; Streptophyta; Magnoliopsida; Fabales; Fabaceae. The record is from the annotation of a GenBank genome assembly.